AAUCUUCACAUGUUGACAGAUUCAUGUCUGCUGAUAAUAGUGAACUCAAUGUUGAAUCAUUGAUCGAGAACUUGAAGAACGCGAUAAUGAAGAAAUUGCCCGUGUCAUGUGUGUCUGAUUCUCCCGCUCCUGCUACCUCUGUUCCCGCAACUCUCACUUCUGUCACUUCUGGUUUUACUAUCUCUGCUUUCAUUAUCAGCUCUCCCUGUUUCAAGGAGAUGUUGUAUAGACUUGAUGAAUUACAUUUCUCAGUGU
Messenger RNA from Blastomyces dermatitidis ER-3, 255 nucleotides. RefSeq lists its product as uncharacterized. The record is from RefSeq and is a predicted model, not a curated record. The transcript has a single exon. The annotation marks the transcript as partial. NCBI's taxonomy places the organism in Eukaryota, Fungi, Ascomycota, Eurotiomycetes, Onygenales, Ajellomycetaceae.